AUGACGAACAUUAGAACCACAACCGAUGAUGACGACCUGCACCAGAUGAGUGAUAACAAACUCUUCUCAGUCUAUCGUACCGGCAGGGAACUUCGUCUCGAAGCCCUGCAUGACGAACGCCAGCCAGGUUUACAAUCGCAUAUCGCGUGGUUAAAAAUCAAGUCAACUGAGAUGACAACGAGCGAGCGAUGGCGCGCAGUGUCAGCAGAUUGGACUUAUUUAUCGGCGGUUAGUUUGGUUCGAUUGCAAGUGAGGUCUCAUGCAGCACGUGUAGAUGUUGUUGGAGAUGGAGAAACCAUUGUUGGGAUUGUCGUUGGAACAUUUUCCCGGCUGUGGAAGUAUGUAAUGAGAUUCAUUUGGCCGAUAAAUUCAGUUGCAUCGCUGGCAGAAAUGAAACAUCGGCUUCGAAGCAAUGAACUUAUCACCGAGUCUUUGUGCAAUGUUUGGUGGGGUUUGAUGCCGCUGCAAGAUGCGACUGCCAACCUUCACUUAUCUUCAAAAUGUUAUGAGAUAUUAAAAAAAUUUAGCUACAUUAGUUUUUAUAAACUCUUUAACGUGCUUCCUGGAAUAUUCGUGCACCAUUUAGUUAAAGAGGUGUGCGAGCAAAAUUAUGAAUUCGUGCAACUUCCGUACCCAACUUCGAAUAAUUCAUCAGCUUUUUGGUUUUCAUUAAUUUUGGAAAAAUUAGUUUAA
Molecule: messenger RNA, 693 nt
Organism: Helobdella robusta
Lineage: Eukaryota; Metazoa; Annelida; Clitellata; Rhynchobdellida; Glossiphoniidae
Exons: 4
Coding region: 1-693 (230 amino acids)
Source: RefSeq, a predicted model, not a curated record